This is a messenger RNA of Culex quinquefasciatus (southern house mosquito), 1413 nucleotides long. RefSeq lists its product as uncharacterized. NCBI's taxonomy places the organism in Eukaryota, Metazoa, Arthropoda, Insecta, Diptera, Culicidae. The record is from RefSeq and is a predicted model, not a curated record. The transcript has a single exon. Bases 22 to 1353 code for a protein of 443 amino acids.
AUAAUCCACUCUGCUUAGCCAAUGCAAAGUCUCAGACUAUCACGCCCUAGCCAAGUGCAGUGCCAUCGCGGCCAGUAUCGUUCAAACCCUUCCUCGAUCAUGGCAGCGGAAGACCUGGUGCUCGGACUCACGUGCGCUGAUAAGCAAUCCAUUGUGGAGAACUAUUUGAAAGAUUCUGCUGGCGGAAAGUUUACGAUUUUAUCGAGCAGUGUUGCCAGCUUUGGUGAGCAGCGAACGGGAUAUCUGGGCGAUCAUCACCAGCUGACGAUCGUGAUCGAUUCUGGUGAAGAUGAAGGUCGUGAGAUUACCUUCUUCGCGAAAAAGUUACCGACGAGGAUUCCAAAGUUGGCGGCUUAUUUGGUUGAAAUGAAGGCCUUCUCAAAGGAAGCUGAGCUGUUCCGGGAGUUGCUGCCCCGACUGUUGAAGUUUGGGCGAUUCGGCCCGGAAUGUCUGUUCCAGAAGGAUAACGAACUCCUGGUGUUCAAGAACGUCAGGGUGGAGGGUUUCAAGGUUUUGGACGGCAACCGAGGGUUGCUGGAUUUGGUCCACCUGGAGCAGGUUCUGCGAGCGCUGGCGCGACUUCACGCGGCUUCUUUCGCGUUGGAAGCGCAGGUUGGGAGAUCGUUGGUGGAAGCGUUCCCAGGGAUUUUGGAUGAGAAUGCCUGGGUGAAUGAGGAGAACCACGCUCGAACGUUGGAGUUGGAAGUUGUCAUCAAAACUUUGUGUGCGGUCAUAGAACAUCACGAGAAGGUCGAACAACGUAAGGAAGAACUACUUCGUAAAAUUCCAGACUGCGUCCGUCAACUCUUCGAGUUGGUUAAGAGUUCAACAGGCUACCGGAACGCGGUAGGCCACGGCGAUCUUUGGAACAACAACAUCAUGUUUCAACACAACGAGUCUGGAGUUCCGGUGGACUGUCUGUUGGUGGAUUUCCAGCUACCUCGUUACGUCCCACCAGCGUACGAUUUCAACAUGCUGGCAGCACUGACAACUACUAGAGAUUUUCGAAGGAAACACCUAACUUUCCUACAAGGAUUCUACUACCAAUCGCUAAAGUCGGAACUUCUUCGCCACGGUCUAAAUAUCGAGCAUAUCUUGUCCAAGGAUGAAUUUUGGGAAUCUUGCAAGUUCUAUCAAAAAGCUGGAGCAAUUGACAGCUUCAUCAUCAAUCAUAUCACGCUUUUGCCGAAAAAUUUGCUAGACGAAACAUUUUCCAGUGCGGAGCAGUUUGAGCGGUUUGAUGAAAAGUUCAAAACAGAAAAAUGUCUGAAAGCGUUCGAUGAAGAUGCAGAAUAUCGCUCUCGAGUGGUUGAUAUCGUUGAGACGUUGUACGAAGUGUUCGAUUUGGUGUAAGGAAACUAAGCUCUUGUAAAAUUUUAAUUGACGAGAAUAAAAUUGAUACAUUGCAGCUUC